Molecule: messenger RNA, 252 nt
Organism: Fusarium tjaetaba
Lineage: Eukaryota; Fungi; Ascomycota; Sordariomycetes; Hypocreales; Nectriaceae
Exons: 1
Coding region: 1-252 (83 amino acids)
Source: RefSeq, a predicted model, not a curated record
AUGCCUUCAGACCAAGAACCUCAGACUUUUGGAAGUCAAAUCACAGAUGUCCCCGUCCGUCUUGUCAAGGACUUGGAGACCUUCAAAGCAGCACUAAGGAGACAUUAUGGUGAAGGAGUGACGCACCCCAGGGAGAGCGUACAUGGAGGAGAGGCCGUGUAUGUGGUUACAGCGCCUCAAGCGAGCACAGGCCCCCCAAAUCUGGUGAAGACUCUCCAGGACGAGGGCGUUCUCAAGAAGGAUGAUGAGUAG